UUUGGUGGGUCGUCAAAGUUUGGAGGCAAAUAAUUGAAGCUGUUUUGGUUUUUUCAUUGGACCUGUUUUUUACUUUACAGGUCCCAAGCUUAGUGCACAACCCCUUGGUUCACAUAAUUAACAAAUUCUUCCGGGUUAAUGGACCGAAAAUUCACCGCAAAAUGGAUUUGGCGCAAUAUCCCGUAUAUCCACGGGGCAGUCCGGACGACCCUUUGGCUGAUCCUUACGACGAUCCUUCGUAUAGUUUCAGCUUCCGUUCAGGGGACCAAUCCCGCACUGAGAAUAGUGAUUCCAGUGGUCGUGUGAGAGGACUUUAUUCAUUCUUAGAUGAUGUUGGCGAACGUCACAGCGUUCGGUAUGCAGCGGGUGCGGGAACCGGGUUCGAAGUCUUUAAUUCUAUACCAGACAAUCCGGCGAGUGUGGCAUAUGCGGCUCCACUUUACAAGGCUCAUCCAAAGACGCGCGGCAAGAUGACCACCCAACGUGGGCCUGAUGGCACUUAUAAAUUAAUUGCCGCCGGUCCUGACCACCGUCGUGCAGAAAGCCGAAGCUCAGAUGGUGUUGUGAGAGGCACUUACUCCUAUUUAGAUGAUUCGGGUGUGCAGCGCACUGUGGAGUAUAUCGCCGGUCCUGGCAUUGGGUACAGAAUAGUGAAGAACAGAAUGGGACCCGGAUCGCAUAUAAAUCCCUCUAUAGCUGAAUUCCGAUUGAGCGAUACGGAUUUUAAACUGGCGAGUGAUUUUGGCCGGGGGGCUGGUGGAAGUGAGUCAAGCAGAGGCGGAGGAGACGGUAGUCGGAGUAAAGACGUUGAUAACAUAAACGCUUUUGGAAACUCGGGAAAAGUUCGUACAUCUAAUGAAAAUGAAUCGAAUGAUAAUAACUCGGAUGAUAGGAUCUCAGUACCCAAGAGUGGCGGUGUUAAUACAGGAAAAAGUGAUCGGAUGGGUUCCGCCAGUAGCAAUCGCGGGACAACUCGCUAUGGGUCGGGCAAUGAGGGAAAUAGAGGAGGCUUGUUGGAAGGCGGGUAUGAUUACAGUUCGCCCCGAAACCGAGGAAAGCCAGACAACAAUAAUCGAAACAAUAAUCGCAAUGUAAUCACAUCCGAUGACCGCAGUGGCGUCCGCAGUCGAGAACCAAACUAUUCGCCAUCACGCGGUUCCUCCAAAUCCAGCAUCCCAAUGGGGAGCAGUCGUAAUGGCGGCUCUGGUGGUGAUGGUAGUGCUUACAACUACGAUUCAACGUCAUUAUCGGAUUCACUAGAUUUCAGUGAUGAUGACCUUGGAUCGUUGCCACCAUUAAUAACAAGCAACCACAAGAUACUGCAAUUGAAUCGCGAUAGAGAUUGGUUGCAUCGACACCGCGACUCCACGGUUAUAAAAAAUGUUGGAAAAUGGUAUAUCGGGCUUCCGCCGGGACACAGCGUGCGUGCGCAUGUGCAGAAUAUAGAUUUGCUUCCGCUUGGUGGACGACGGGUGCCGUCCCCAUCAGAGGCAUUGCGCCAGGAUGAAAUUGCAGAUAUGAUGACAUCAAUGGAGAAUAAUGCAUCGACGUACAAUAGCUAGGGCUAAAGAAAUAAAGACAAUAAUUUCGAAAAACAUAUAUGUAUGUAUGUACAUAU
Rhagoletis zephyria (snowberry fruit fly) is the source of this 1618-nucleotide messenger RNA. Its product is annotated as Cuticular protein 73D. The record is from RefSeq and is a predicted model, not a curated record. Gene Ontology annotation, cellular component: chitin-based extracellular matrix. Gene Ontology annotation, molecular function: structural constituent of chitin-based larval cuticle. Lineage: Eukaryota; Metazoa; Arthropoda; Insecta; Diptera; Tephritidae.